AUGAUGGCCCAAAAUUUCCACCAUCCGUACACGCCAUACGACAUUCAACUGCAAUUUAUGCGGGCCUUGUACACCUGCCUGGAAGAGAGCAAGAUCGCCGUCUUUGAAUCCCCGACGGGGGACGAUGAGGAACCCGAGUGGAUGCUCGAGUUUGCCAAAAAGGAAUCCAGACGCGCUCUGACCGAGAAGAGACAAGAAUUUGAAGCGCGACUGGCAAAGAUUCGCCAAGAUGAAGAGCGUUUGAAACAGGCCCAGGAGAGCGUUGAGCGACCUCGAAAAAAGCAGCGGUUGGAGGAGCCAGCUUCAGAACCGACAGCCGACGAGGAUCAAUUUGUCCUCGAUGACUAUGACAGCGACACGGAGGGAACCGCCCAACCAAAAGAUUCUGACGGGCUCUCCGCCAGCACUCUAGCCCUGCUGCAAAAAUUUCAAGGGCAGUUCUCCGCGCCGAAGAAAGAGGAAGGGGAAGAGGAAGACGAAAUCAAGAUCUUCUUCUGUUCGAGAACGCAUUCGCAAUUGAGUCAAUUCGCCGGCGAGUUACGGCGCGUCACGUUCCCGUCCAGCCUUCCUAACGAUCUUGAUUCUGAGACCCAGGAACUCGAAGAGCGGGUCAAACACCUCUCACUGGGCUCGAGAAAGAACUUGUGCAUCAAUCCUCAAGUUCGCGCCUUGGGGAAUAAUACAGCUAUCAAUGAAAAGUGUCUAGAUCUACAGCAGCCCGGUGUGGCCGCUGACAAAAAGUGCAAAUUUAUCCCGUCCAAGGACGAUGAGGCUUUGGCACUCGAGUUCAGAGACCACACACUGGCUACAGUCAAAGAUAUUGAGGAUAUUGGCCAGGUGGGCAAAAAGCUUGGAAUAUGCCCUUAUUAUGCAUCACGCCCGGUGAUCAAGCACAGCGAGAUUGUGACACUUCCCUACCCCCUGUUAUUGCAGCGGUCGGCUCGGGAGGCCCUGAACCUUUCUGUCAAAGGUCACAUUGUCAUCAUUGACGAGGCGCACAACCUUAUGGAUGCCAUAGCCGGGAUCCAUUCGGUGGCAGUAUCACUGGGUCAACUACAGACGGCCGUGAUGCAGCUAACGACGUACGCUCGCAAGUUCAAAAAUCGGCUCAAAGGGAAAAAUCGCAAUUAUGUUGCGCAGGUCAUCCGCCUCGUGAGCUCCAUUGCGGAGCAUUUGAAGUCAAUCUCCCAGCAGAAGGGACCACUCGAAGGCUCCCUGCAAGCAUCAGAUCUCAUGUCGGGCAAGGGCAUAGACCAGAUCAAUCCAUACAAACUAUCGCGGUAUCUGCAAGAGAGCAAACUUGCCCGGAAGGUCGACGGAUACCUUGAAUCAUCUCAACAGCCACAGCCCGGUCGUUCUAGAGACAGAACCACCGUGCCGGUUUUGUUUCAUAUCCAAAGUUUCCUGCUUCCCUUGAUGAACCCAUCCGAGGAGGGACGACUUUUCUUUCAAAAGAGCCCUGACGAUAUCGUUCUAAAAUACAUGCUUUUAGAUCCUACUAAUCACUUUCGAGAAAUCGCAGAAGAUGCCCGCGCUGUGAUUCUAGCGGGCGGUACCAUGUCCCCUAUGUCGGAUUACGUGAACCAUUUGUUCUCCUACCUACCCUCCGAACGACUCGGUACCUUCAGCUACGGCCAUGUGAUUCCCAAAACCAACUUGGUCGCACAGUCCUUAACCCAAGGCCUCAUGGGGAACGAUUUUGACUUUACUUACGAGUCACGAAGUUCCGAAAAGAUGAUCAUCGACCUUGGGCGGACGAUGGCAACCUUCUGCCAAGUCAUCCCCGACGGCGUCGUCGCAUUCUUCCCCAGCUAUGACUAUCUCAGCCAUGUGCUGAGUGUCUGGAAAAAAGUAAAUGCGAGUGGUCAGAGCACCUUUGACCUGCUGGCACGCAAGAAAAAGAUCCUGUACGACUCUCGAGAGGCAGUAACAUCGACCGAUGUCUUGCUGCAAGAGUACACCGAAGCUAUCGAGUCAGGGUCCGGUGCCCUGCUCCUGUCCAUCGUGGGCGGCAAACUUUCGGAGGGAAUCAACUUCUCUGACAGACUGGGUCGCGGCGUGUUCAUUGUCGGUCUGCCAUUCCCCAACAUCCGCAGCGCGAUCUGGCAGGCCAAGAUCCAGUACCUGGAGGAAAAGACCUACAAACAAACCACUGGCUCCGAAGCAGAAAGGAAGGCGGCGGGCAAGGCGGCCGGGAGAGACUUUUACGAGAAUUCGUGCAUGAGAGCGGUUAAUCAGUGUAUUGGGCGAGCAAUCCGACACGUCAAUGACUAUGCUGCUAUCAUCAUGAUCGAUCGUCGAUAUGAAUCUGCACGGAUUCAGGGGAAACUGCCCGGUUGGAUUCGCGGGAGCCUCGUUCCUGCACCUCCCACUCGAGCAGCUCAAACUACCGUGCAAAGACUUACCAAAUUCUUUGCUGAGAAAGGGUUUCAAGAACAAAGUAAAUGA
Messenger RNA from Penicillium brevicompactum, 2448 nucleotides. RefSeq names its product DNA helicase (gene chl1). Bases 1 to 2448 code for a protein of 815 amino acids. The transcript has 6 exons. NCBI's taxonomy places the organism in Eukaryota, Fungi, Ascomycota, Eurotiomycetes, Eurotiales, Aspergillaceae. The record is from RefSeq and is a predicted model, not a curated record. Gene Ontology annotation, cellular component: nucleus. Gene Ontology annotation, biological process: establishment of sister chromatid cohesion; nucleobase-containing compound metabolic process. Gene Ontology annotation, molecular function: hydrolase activity, acting on acid anhydrides, in phosphorus-containing anhydrides; DNA helicase activity; DNA binding.